AAAUGUCAUAGCUAAAACUUCAAGUAAAAGGAUAAAAUAUUUUAGCACUGCUCUAGUUCAUGUGUUUAGAGUUCUUAAUGUAAGAUUGAACCAAUGAUACAUGGAAAGUAGACAGAUAGGAUAAGUGCAUAGCAAUAGGAGAAUUUAAUAAAUUUGGGGAAUUCAGAUUAGAAGAGAAGAAACACUUAUGCUGGUGAUCGUUUUAUUCCAAUGAUAAAGAAGAAAUUCAAUAUUCUAUCAGAAACAAAGGCUCCUGCUUAAGAUAUAGCAUCAUCAUAAGCAGCCUUAGAAAUGCUAUAUAAACAAUAAAUUCUUGAUUAGGAGCCAGUGAUGGAACCAGAGAAUGGUUCAUUGAAGUUUGUGAAUCAAAAUAAUUUUUAAUACAAGAAUGAUCAUGUUCAUUAUAUAGAUUCAAUAGAUCCAAAAAAUUACAAUAGGUAAUUAAAUUUAUAAAAUAAUAAAAAGUCCUUUAGUAGAUCAUAAAUACUUUGCAUUGCCAGAGACAAUGUCAAGUUAUUAUGGGAAAUAUAUAAGAAAGAUAGCAAAAGUUCCAUUUAAAGUUUUAGAUGCUCCAUAAUUAUAAGAUGAUUUCUAUUUAAAUUUGAUAGAUUGGAGUAAUUAAAAUACACUUUCAGUGGCAUUGAGUAAUUGUGUAUAUUUAUGGUAAAAUAAUAUGAUAAAAAUUAGGAAUGCUUAAUCAUCUAAAGUAACAAAAUUACUUGAUUUAAGUAAUGAUAUAGUGACUAGUGUAGGAUGGUCAUUAAGAGGUCCAUUUUUAGGAGUUGGAACAAAUAAUGGAGAAGUAUAAAUAUGGGAUGCAUGUAAAUUAUAAAAAGUAAGAACUUAUAAAAGUCAUGUUGCAAGAGUAGGUACUCUAUGUUUUGCUGAAAGUAUGUUAAGUAGUGGCUCAAGAGAUAAAUCAAUAUUAUAAAGAGAUUUAAGAUAAAAGGAGGAUUACUUUUUUAAAUAGACUGCUCAUAAAUAAGAAGUUUGUGGAUUAAAAUGGUCACCAGACAGUUAAUUAUUAGCUUCAGGAGGAAAUGAUAAUAAACUUUAUAUUUGGAGUGCAUCAUAACAUGACAAACCUAUAUUUAAAUUUACAGAACAUUAAGCAGCUGUUAAAGCUAUAGCUUGGAGUCCUCAUCAACAUGGAUUAUUAGCAAGUGGAGGUGGAACUGCAGAUAAAACUAUUAGAUUUUGGAAUGCUUUAGAAGGAAAAUUAUUAUUAAAAGAAGACACUGGAAGUUAAGUGUGUAAUUUGAUGUUUAGUAAAAUGGAUAAUGAAUUAAUUUCUACUCAUGGUUACAGUUAACAUUAGAUUAUACUUUGGAAAUGUAAUGGAAUGAAAAGAAUUGCUACUUUGGUUGGGCACACUAGUCGGUAAUUAUCUUAUUAAAUUUUUAGAGUUCUAUAUUUAGCAAUGUCUCCUGAUGGCUAUACCAUUGUAACUGGAGCGGGAGAUGAAACAUUAAGAUUUUGGAACAUCUAUCCUUAAUGUCUUAGUGAAUCAUAAAAUAAUAAAUGCGCAUUGGUUCCAUAAAAUAUCAGUAUACGUUGACAUGAUUAACUUUUAU
Messenger RNA from Paramecium sonneborni, 1574 nucleotides. The record is from the annotation of a GenBank genome assembly. Lineage: Eukaryota; Ciliophora; Oligohymenophorea; Peniculida; Parameciidae.